AUGGAGAAGGGUCACCCACCACAGUCUCCACCAUACCCUGGACCACCCAUGAGCUACGGGGGUAUGGUACAUCCGCAAGAAAUGUACCCUCAGCCUGGAUUCUCACCGGGUGCACCUCCACCUGUUGUUAAUCAAGGAGUCACUCAUGUAGACGUGACACCUGCACUGCAGGACGCCCCAGGACAAAUGCUGUGUCCUAACUGCUACCAGACUGUGUUCACCACCACGGAGCACCAAGCAGGCCACCUGACGUGGGCCGUCUGCUGCGGCCUCACCGUCUUUGGUUAAAAAUGUAUUCUGUGCAGCUGCAUCCUGUUCUGCAUUGAUUCCUGCAAAGAUGUGGAGCAUCGCUGUCCAUCCUGUGUCAUCUACUUAUACAAGUGAAUGUGAAACUAUCCUACUGUGAAUAAGAGAAGGACUCAGAACCUACUCAUGCAGUGGCUUAUUAGUGGUUUGACUUGCUCUACAACGUUGAUCUAUUACCAAUCAAAAAUGGCCAUGAUUAUUUUUGGUAGAAACUUGGACUAUGGGCAGAGAAGGUCUUUGGUUCGUCUCUGGUUCCACUCCACAGAGAAACAACAAAAGGCGAACCUGGAUUGAUCUGUCCAAAAAUCCAAGAGGAUUCUCCCUACCCUGUCUAGUGCCCCUGAGCAAGGCACCUUACUCCCCCAACAUCUGCUCCCCGGGCGCUGUAUAUGGCUGCUCACUGCUCUGUGUGUCCUGCACCAGAUGGGUUAAAUGCAGAGGUUAAAUUUCCCUACAAUUGCAUGAGUGUGUCUGUGCAUGUAUCUGCAUGUGUGUGGGAUAAAUAAAUGUAGUGUGGGAAAAUCUUAAUCUUAAUCUUAAUCUUAUCCAGUAAAUUUUUGUCUUUUAAACAAAGGACUUAAAACCCUUAGUUUGUAAGCUAGCUUCCCUGCUGUUUGCAUCAAUGCAGAUUUACACUGAUAUUUCUAUAUUGUAUUCAUAUCAUUCACUUUGGUAAAAAGAAAAGGUAAAAUCUUUCGUUUCUGGUGCUAGUUUUAUUUUAAGAGGAUAAUUUGCAAGGCAACAAUGUGAAAUAAAAACUGUCUUUGUGAUGUUUCAGUGCAAAUUCACAGAGUUUUGUUUUUGUCAAGGCUAACUAGUUUUAAAUGAGACAUUAUGACGUGGAAAAUAAAAGGUCAAGCAUUGAAAGAAA
Platichthys flesus (European flounder) is the source of this 1177-nucleotide messenger RNA. RefSeq names its product cell death-inducing p53-target protein 1 homolog. Gene Ontology annotation, molecular function: zinc ion binding. The record is from RefSeq and is a predicted model, not a curated record. Lineage: Eukaryota; Metazoa; Chordata; Actinopteri; Pleuronectiformes; Pleuronectidae.